CCACCAUGUCGACCUCUAAUAUCCCACUCAGGCUGGCGGGAAUGCAUCUAGGACUUCCAGACAAUGCUUCCCGUGACCUAAUUCCUCAAGACUAUCUCACCGAACUCUCUAAACAUUUGGCUAUCUAUCCUGACGAUACAAAGUUCGAACUAUCAAGCCAGCCAAACCGUGGAUUUGGAAAAGUUACUUGUCUUGAGGACGGCUGCGAUCGCUUCCAGAUCGAACUCCAACAUAACCCAACACUCUCUGACGGCGGAAGGAAGAUCGGCAUAGGGUCUCUCUCUGCAUACAGGGCGCAUAUAGCCCAACAUCCAACACAUAGCCGGAGCCGUCUCCUCCGCAUCAAAACUGCCCAUGACCACAGCAAGAUAUCUUCCUCCAUGUCAUUAUCGAGAAAUGGAUUAUUGGUGAAGAACGAACCAGUUGACCUGAACACAAGUCGAGUCCCACUAUCGUCUUCGCCUGAUCCCCCUCAUAACACCAUAUCCUUGCAUCAGCCACGCCUCUCCCUCGUCAAGGCGGAGCCUAAGGAGGACGUAUUCGAGGGCUCCUCAAACUCUUCUCCGUCUCCCGCCUCCCAAUCAUCUUCUCCAGGUAUUCGCAAACGCUCUCCAAGCCUCGACACCGAUAACUUGGAUUUCUUGCCCUCCCCAAUGAGGUCAUCAGGUUCUAUUUUCCCUCCUGCCAAGAAGCUCAAAACAGAGCUCACGUCGAGGGCACCUCUGGGGGUCAGUACCAAUGUGGUCAUAGUUGCUCCUACGGGUGUGAUCCCGCAUGCUGCACUCGACGUGGAUGAUAUUCAAGGGAAAAUCGACAACCUGCAAGCUGAAAUCUUCCUCAAGCAGGACAUUCUGGAUGGGCUGCUUCGUCAAGAUUCGCGAACCCCUGCCGAACUUAUGCUCAUCCAGAGAUACGUAGAUGAACUAACAUCCCUUGAUCUUCUGCAAGGCGAGUUCAGGAGUCACUUGCCGGUGGAAAGGAGUCCCUUUAUGUCCAACGUUGCACCUCACUAUUCUUUCGGUGAAGACGGGGAAAUUGGGCAUAGCGCGCUUCCAUGGUAUGCACAGACUGCGCAUGCCCCGUUAGGUUUAUUUGCUUCAUCCUCAACCACGAGAAACCAUUCACUCCCAGAACCUGUUCCUGCGCCUCUCGCUGCAUUUCCGGUCACCAUUAACUCGGAUGGUGUUCCUCCCUGUGUGCCUCCUCCUCUCCAGGUCAAUGCUGUUGCAGGUCCUAGUAAGCAGGCUCAGCAGCCAGCAUAUAUUCCAGGUCACAUCCUUCACAAUUACGACGGAGGCUACGAGGAUGAAUCUGGCGAUGCAGAGAUGGAUUAUGCAGGCACGAACGAAACUGCCAAGGCGAACGAGGUCGCUAUGCAGUUUGCAGGUACUUAUAUUCCUAAUGUCGCGCCGAUCGUACAAGACGACCAUGACUACGAUGGAGAUGGCAACUUUCGUGGUCGCGGUAAAGAUCAUUUCCAGGGUCCAAUUGCCAAACCGGAUGACAUCGGCAAAUUCCUGGUCGAAGCUGGUAAUUCCGAGAGUUUCGACCAUAAUGCGACCGUUGAAGCGGCUUUGAACAAGCUCGGUCUCCCUACGUUAGCCACUCCUCUGCCGGGAAUGGCAGUUGCAUUAAUGCCACAUCAAGUAAUCGGGGUCGCUUGGAUGGUUGAAAAGGAGAACAGUAACCUCAAGGGUGGUUGUUUAGCCGAUGAGAUGGGCCUUGGCAAGACCGUCCAAAUGAUAGCCUUGAUGAUGAAAAACAGACCGGACGACAACAGUCGUCGGACUACUCUCAUUCUCGCCCCUACCGCCCUCCUUGAUCAAUGGAAGAUGGAGAUAGAGGUUAAGACUAAUAUCGGUCUGAAAGUGUUGAUCUAUCACGGUUCCUCCAAACUGAAACGGGCCAAGGAUCUCCUUAAAUAUGACGUUGUCCUUACCACCUUCCAAACUAUGGCCUUGGAAUGGCCUGAUAUUGAACAAGAAGAGAAAAAGAAAAAGAAAGCCAAGGCUCAAAAAGAUGAUCCCAUCAUGUCUGAUUCUGUCAAUGAGAAUACGCAGAAGAAAGAUAAGAGUCAAGAAGCUGGUUUGCUUUUUCAAAUCGAGUUUUUCCGAAUCGUCCUUGAUGAAGCACAGGGGAUCAAAAAUAAGAAAACAAGAGUGUCUCGUGCAGUAACCGCGCUCAAGGCGAGGUAUCGCUGGUGUCUCACUGGUACACCCAUUAUCAAUGGGCUUUCCGAUACCUAUCCCUACAUUAGAUUCCUUCAGAUUCGACCAUGGCACGAUUUUGUAGAAUUUCAUAGCCUAGUUGGCAAGCUGGAGAGAAAGAACCCGCAACUCGCAAUCACUCGACUGCAAGCUAUUCUCAAUAUCUUUGUCCUUCGACGCAAGAAGAACUCCAAGCUGGAUGGCAAAGUUCUGAUCGAUCUGCCCACCAAGGAAAUCACGCUUCAGCGUUUAGAGUUCACGGAGGAAGAACGCGAAAUUUAUGAUGCGGUCGAAAAGAGAAUGCAAACCCAGUUCAAUCGCUUCUUGAGAGCAGGUACCGUCCUUAAGAAUUAUCAUCACGUCUUAGUUCUUCUCCUCCGACUUCGUCAAUGUUGUGCGCAUCCAUCCUUGAUUCAAGAAGACGGCGUAGCCUUUGUGGCUCCCGACGAACUUGACGACGCUGGGAGAGUGUUGAAGAGAGCUCGGGAAUUGGUUUCCGAGGAAUUCGUUACUAAACUGAAGACGAAGUUCAGAGAAGCUGUACUUGAAAGAAUGAGGGCUGAAAAAGAGUCGGAGGACGCUACUUUCGAAACAGAUGAUUGCCCAAUUUGCUACGACAAUUUUACCAACGCGGUUAUCACCUCCUGUGGUCACAGUUUUUGUAAAGAGUGCAUCCAUGAUGUUUUCAACGCUCCAUUCGUCGUACCUGCGAACGAGGUUGGUGAACAUCAAGUUACGGAACGUCCAUGUCCUGCCUGUCGUACCCCGAUAUCGAAAGAACUUCUAUUCGAACAAGCCGCCUUCAUGCCAACAGACGAAGAAUUGAAAGAGGCAGGUGGUCAAGGCGAAGAUUCUGACAUAGAAAUGGACGACGUCGAUGUAACGAUCAGCAAGGGUAAGGGCAGAGCAAAGGUAACCAGCUCCAGGUCCAGUCGCAAGGUCAAAAGAUCGCUGGUUUUUCACGAUUUUAUCGAUGUCGAUGCUUCGGAGACCGACGAUGAAAACGAAUACGAUGACGAUGACAUGAGUGACUUUAUUGUAGAAAGUGACGAUGAUGAAGAAGAGCAGGAAGUUCGCAAGGCUCUGAAAAAGUGUCUCGGCAAACGUAAGGCCAGGGUCAUCCUUGACUCGGACGAGGAAGAAUCAGACGAAGAGAAGGAGGUCAUUUUUGGCAAGAGCAAUGUCAAGAAGCUUUCUCCAGAAGCGAUCAAACUCCUCCCCAGGUUUUUACCUUCGACCAAGAUGAAGUAUAUGAUGGAACAUAUUCGCCAGUUAUUCUUGGAUCGACCUGAGGAAAAGAUUUUGGUUAUCUCGCAGUGGACUUCCUGUUUGUCGUUGGUUUCGCAAUAUCUAACAGAGAACCAUAUUCUCCACGUCAAGUACCAAGGCGACAUGAAUCGCAACAAGAGAGAUGCCGCUGUGCGGUCGUUCAUGUCAAAGGAUAAAGCACGAGUUAUGCUCUUGUCGCUGAAGUGUGGAGGUAUGUACUUCCUUACAAUGUCGUAUAAAUUGACCUGACACGGUAUCCAUAUUAGGAGUCGGCCUCAACCUCACUCGUGCCAACAAUGUUAUAUCGUUGGACCUUGGUUGGUCCCAAGCGAUUGAGGAUCAGGCUUUUGACCGGUAUGCGUCUAGUGGGUCAACUUUUGCCUGUCAAAGUCCAUCGUCUGGUCGUCGACCGCACUCUUGUAAUUGACGUUCAAUAUUGCCAUAGCAAAUAUUGGCGGAUGGGAGUCUCGGUGAAGGAACGGCGAAGAAAAUACGGCGGAUGACUGUCAAACAGCUCGCA
Lentinula edodes (shiitake mushroom) is the source of this 3996-nucleotide messenger RNA. Its product is annotated as SNF2 family N-terminal domain-containing protein. Gene Ontology annotation, cellular component: cytoplasm. The annotation marks the transcript as partial. The record is from RefSeq and is a predicted model, not a curated record. Gene Ontology annotation, molecular function: ATP-dependent chromatin remodeler activity; ATP binding. The transcript is spliced from 25 exons. NCBI's taxonomy places the organism in Eukaryota, Fungi, Basidiomycota, Agaricomycetes, Agaricales, Omphalotaceae.